This is a messenger RNA of Phalacrocorax carbo (great cormorant), 2179 nucleotides long. The record is from RefSeq and is a predicted model, not a curated record. NCBI's taxonomy places the organism in Eukaryota, Metazoa, Chordata, Aves, Suliformes, Phalacrocoracidae.
CCGCUGCACCUUGGGUCGGAUCAGUGUCCUCUAUAGGGCUCUCGCCUCUUUACAUUUUUUUACUUUUGUGUAUAAGCUCGAUAGGGCUAAAACAGGGGAGAGGGGAGGGGGGGGCGCCUAUACCCACAUCCACCCGCACCCAGAGACACCCACCUCUGCACACACACGUAGGGAAAGAGUUAUAUCUUUUUUUUUUUUAAUUAUUAUUUUUUUAAUUCCUCUGUUAAUUUGCCUGCUGAUUUGGAAUCUCAGUAGUAAUGGAGGGGCAGAGGAGAUUCUGGACCGAGUGGAGGCUAUCAUUUUUCAAAGAGGGAAGUUACUCCAUUUUCUAUGCAAAUGACAGAAAUGCAAGAAGCUCUCACAAGUCAGAGAGGCAAUCGACGGCUAUCAGGUUGGGACAAUAUUUGUCAGCUAACAGAUAAGCAAACGCUGUCUCUCUCUCCCUAUAUAUUUUACUUAUACCACAGAAAUGGACGUCAAAAGGCGCCUGCUAUUGGUCAGCCCAUGAUCAGAUGGUUGUAUUUCCUUGUGUCCCUCGCUGGCACCACGCCAUCUCCCUUCAGCUAAAACCCAAUCUCCGAUAUACUACUAAUAGCUAAACCACUUGGACUAUAAAACACAACAAAUCAUAAAGCCGGGAAAGGACGGCAGGGCUCCUUCCAAUGAGUUCUUAUUUUGUCAACUCGACCUUCCCGGUGAGUCUGGCGGCGGGGCAGGAGCCCUUCCUGGGACAGAUCCCGCUAUAUCCCUCGGGCUAUGCGGAUCCUUUGAGGCACUACCCCACCACCUAUGGAGCCACGGGCGUCCAGGAGAAGGGCUAUACCUCCUCUCCUUACUACCAGCAAAGCAACGGAGCCUACAGCCGCAGCUCCGCCUGUGACUAUGGGGCCGGCGGGUUUUUCAGGGAGAAGGACCCUGCGUGCGCCCCCCCCACCCUGGACGAGGUGCCCUUCGCCCCCGAGCCGCGCAAGUCGGACUGCGCGCAAGGCAAAACUGUGUUCGGAGAGAGCGAGGAGCAAAAGUGUUCCGCCCCGGUUUACCCCUGGAUGCAGCGGAUGAACUCUUGCAAUAGUUCCUCCUUCGGGCCCAGCGGCCGCAGAGGCCGCCAGACCUACACCCGCUACCAGACGCUGGAGCUGGAGAAGGAAUUUCACUUCAACCGCUACCUGACCCGGCGCCGGCGGAUCGAGAUCGCCCAUUCCCUCUGCCUGACGGAGCGGCAGAUCAAAAUCUGGUUCCAGAACCGCAGGAUGAAGUGGAAAAAAGAGAAUAAAUUGCUCAACUCCUCGCAACUGAGCGCAGAGGAGGAGGAGGAGAAAACGGCGGAGUGAAAGUAUUAUUUAAAACACACACAGAUUUAAAAAAAAUUAAAAAAAGGAAAAAAAAAAUAGAGAGGGAGGGAGUGAGUGUGUGAGAGCCGAGAGGAUGAGGGGGGUGUGGGCUGGCUGCGAGGCCAGGGAAAACCUGCACAUUGGUGGGACAAGCCCUCUGCAGCAGCGGCAACAGCUAGAAAGUUUGGGCCACCAAUGCCACGGACUCGUGUUCCCCGUGAUCUGUCGUGUCCAGGGGAAAAAAAAAACCAACAACAAAAAAAUCAGGCUUCUAGUUGCGUUUUGGAAUUUUUUUUUUUCCUUCCUAGACCUCCCUCCCCUCCCACUCCACACCCCCCCCGAAAUGAUAUUAUAAUAAUAAAAAAGUGAAGAGAGAGAGAGAACGAGGAAAAGAAAGGGAAAGAGAAAAGACAAAAAAAAAAAAAAAAAGAAAAGAAAAGGACUCCUACCCGUGUUUCUACCCUUGGUGUCACUGUUAGUAAUCUGCUAACUCUUGUAUUUAAUGGAAGUGCUGCAAUAUAUGUCAUUUGGGGUGUUUAUUGUCUUAAUUUUGUAAAAAUGUUUCAUGCACGGUUGACAUAGGGUUUUUUUUUUUAAUUUUGAUUUUUUCCCCUCCUUUGGUAAAUUAAUCAAGCCCUGGGGUCUUUGUAAUUAGGGUUUUUUGUUUGUUUUGUUUUGUUUUUUUUCUAAGAAAAACCUACUGAAAGAACGAGUACUACCUAAAAGGAUGCAAAAGCAACAACAGCGACAAAAAGUUAUAUUUUAUUAAUUUUUGUACGUGUUGUGUUUGAAGUUUGUCUUAGGUAUGACCAUGGAAUUCUCUAAUAAAAACAAAGUCUUCGAUCUCA